CUCCGGUUCAAUAGCUUAUCAUGGCACGCAUCAACGAUCUAAAUCAAAUUGAGAAGCAACUACCGCAGGUAGAAAGUAGGCCAGGGCGGCAGAAUGAUAUACACACCCGAGCCAACAACCGAGAAACGCCCCUGUUGAAUCCUGACUUCAAAGUCACAUUCGGAAAGGAUGAUCCUGACGACCCACGCAACUUUGGCAACUGGCACAAGGUCUAUAUCACCUGCCAGCUGAGCAUGCUCACCUUUGUUGCGGCAUUGGGCUCAUCUAUCUUGUCCCCGGGACAAUCAGAUGUAGCGGAGUAUACCAACAUUAGCUCCGAGGUUGCGGUGCUCGCGACUUCAAUGUAUAUCCUUGGCUGGGCGGUCGGUCCAACGUUAUGGGGCCCAAUAAGCGAGGUUUAUGGCCGCAAAUGGGGGAUGCUUCCAGCUCUCUUUUGCUUAGGCUUGUUCAGUAUCGGAACGGCAGUAAGCCAGAACGCCGCCAGCAUCUUCAUUACCAGGUUCAUUGGUGGGAUCUUUGGCUCUGCACCAAUUAGCAAUGCCAAUGCAGCGUUAAGCGACAUUUACGCACCGAAAGAGCGAGGCAUAGCCGUGGCAUUCAUGAUGCUGUGUAUCACAGGAGGGCCAUCUGUUGGACCUCUCAUUGGCUCUGCAGUGGUUUCAAAUUCGAAGCUUGGGUGGCGUUGGACCAUGUAUAUCGAAGCUAUCUGUUGUUUUGCCUUAUUUGCCCUUGCUACCUUGACCCUGUCAGAAACAUAUUCUCCUGUCUUGUUGAAAAAUAGGGCACAGAAUAUGCGCAAGACGACAGGAGAAGAGCGAUACUGGCAUCCUCACGAACAUGAGAGCAUCAGCCUCAAAAAUGCAGUUACGAAACAUUUCCUUCGUCCGAUACGCAUGUUGACAACCGAAAGCAUCCUGGCCUGUGUCGCAGCGUACGUAUCUUUCUCGUAUGGUUUAAUCUAUCUAUGUCUCCAGGUAUACCCGAUUGUAUUUGAAGAAGUACGUGGAUACAGUCCAGUGAUUGCUUCCUUGCCAUUCCUCGGGAUCCUUGUCGGCACAGCUUGUGCUGUCGGAAUCACCUUUGCGUAUCGAACACGGUAUGCCAAAGCGGUUAUGGAUAACGGUGGAAAGGCUGUUCCUGAAGCACGACUUCCCCCACUGGUGCUCGGGGUAAUUUUUCUUCCAACAGGACUAUUCUGGCUUGGAUGGACCGCAGCACCAAAUUUUUCGUGGGUACUGCCCACGGUUGGAGGAGUGUUCGUCGGCGCCGGAAACAACAUCAUCUUCCAGCAAUGUAUUAACUAUUUGAUCGACACGUACGGGCCGUAUGCCGCGAGUGCAGUUUCAGCGAACACCAUGCUGAGAUCCUUCGUGGCCGCGGGGUUGCCAUUGGCGGCGAAGCCAAUGUUCCACAAUCUGGGCGUGGGGCCUGCUGCUAGUUUAAUGGGAGGCAUCGCCUGCCUUGCAUUUCCCAUACCAUUCGUUUUCAUGAAGUAUGGACGCACCCUGCGCGAAAAGUCAAAAUUCGCACCAGCCAGUUCGGACUAGUUCUCUUACAUUCUGUCACUGGCGAACAUAGCAAUAUCCCCGCCACCCUGCGUCGGUGAUGAAGUGACGUCCGACGUCUGACUGAAUAGACGCCAUCGAUGUACCACAUAUAUAAACACAACACUUAGUGUCAUGAUAUUAGAUCAUGCUUACUCACAGACAUAAUAUAAC
This is a messenger RNA of Aspergillus eucalypticola CBS 122712, 1718 nucleotides long. Its product is annotated as MFS transporter. Gene Ontology annotation, biological process: transmembrane transport. Gene Ontology annotation, molecular function: transmembrane transporter activity. Lineage: Eukaryota; Fungi; Ascomycota; Eurotiomycetes; Eurotiales; Aspergillaceae. Bases 21 to 1547 code for a protein of 508 amino acids. The record is from RefSeq and is a predicted model, not a curated record. The transcript is spliced from 5 exons.